Coniophora puteana RWD-64-598 SS2 is the source of this 759-nucleotide messenger RNA. RefSeq lists its product as uncharacterized. The transcript has 5 exons. Lineage: Eukaryota; Fungi; Basidiomycota; Agaricomycetes; Boletales; Coniophoraceae. The record is from RefSeq and is a predicted model, not a curated record. Bases 1 to 759 code for a protein of 252 amino acids.
AUGAGCCUCCAGGGUGAACUCGAGAGCACUAUUCAAGACAUCGUUGCAAUAUCCCAGUAUCCCGGAAAUGCGUACCGACUAGACAACAGCAAAUCUGCGUGGGUGAACGAGAGGGGAGCCUUCACAGCCGUGGACUGGGUCCGCGACUGGGACAAGGGCAUUAAACAGCUUCAGGUCACUGUGACAGCGAAGGACAUCUUUGGAUGGUCCGCAAGGUUUCACAAUCGCGCGCAGUGGCGAGGUCUCGAGCUUUUUGACUUUCACGAUGGAUACUUUGACAACGCGUUAUCCGAGACGCAUGGGGAUCUGUACAUGUCUGAAGGAGACAGUAUGGUAUGGUCCUCCGCGCUGGAAUUGUUGAAAGGCGCAACGGAGCAGUUUCGCGACGAGAACGGUGCUCUUCUCUAUGAUCUGUAUACAUGCUCCCGAAGGGACUUUGUCGACCAAUUUGUGUGGCGCUCAAUACAAGCAAUCAUUUUCUCUUGGAUAGAAGACAUGGCCUCCUCCUCUCUGGAGGCGGCCUUAGCGACGGAAUGUGCGGAGGGGCGGUAUAGGGGCAUGAUAGUCACCGGAGUGUACCAUAUUGACAAGGUCGACAAGCUCACUCACCAUUCGAGUUGUUGGGACUUGGACAAGGAAGAGUCGAACUGCGAAGACAUAGACGACAACGAAGGCGAGACGGACGACGAGUGUCUGCUGUCUGACUCUGAAGACUCGGAGCUCCAGAGUACCUUCAGUGAUGAUAGCCAGUCGUCUUGA